GGGCCCCGCGGCGCAGGCAGUCGGGGCGCGCGGCUGCAGCGGCGGAGCCCGAGCCGGGAGCGGGAGCGGCAGCCGGAUCGCAGCCUGCGGGGCCCGCCGCAGCCAUGGGCAACCGCGGCAUGGAAGAUCUCAUUCCUCUGGUCAACCGGCUGCAGGACGCCUUCUCUGCCAUCGGCCAGAACGCGGACCUCGACCUGCCGCAGAUCGCCGUGGUGGGCGGCCAGAGCGCCGGCAAAAGCUCGGUGCUCGAGAAUUUCGUAGGCAGGGACUUCCUACCUCGAGGAUCUGGCAUUGUCACCCGACGUCCCCUGGUCUUGCAGCUGGUCAAUGCAACCACAGAAUAUGCCGAGUUCCUGCACUGCAAGGGAAAGAAAUUCACCGACUUCGAGGAGGUGCGCCUGGAGAUUGAGGCCGAGACCGACCGGGUCACUGGCACCAACAAAGGCAUCUCGCCGGUGCCUAUCAACCUCCGCGUCUACUCGCCGCACGUGCUGAACCUGACCCUGGUGGACCUGCCCGGAAUGACCAAAGUCCCGGUGGGGGACCAACCUCCCGACAUCGAGUUCCAGAUCCGGGACAUGCUUAUGCAGUUUGUCACCAAGGAGAACUGCCUCAUCCUGGCCGUGUCCCCCGCCAACUCUGACCUGGCCAACUCUGACGCCCUCAAGGUCGCCAAGGAGGUGGACCCCCAGGGCCAGCGCACCAUCGGGGUCAUCACCAAGCUGGACCUUAUGGACGAGGGCACAGAUGCCCGUGAUGUGCUGGAGAACAAGCUGCUCCCCCUGCGCAGAGGCUACAUUGGGGUGGUGAACCGGAGCCAGAAGGACAUUGAUGGCAAGAAGGACAUCACGGCCGCCUUAGCUGCUGAACGAAAGUUCUUCCUCUCUCAUCCAUCUUACCGCCACUUGGCUGACCGUAUGGGCACGCCCUACCUGCAGAAGGUCCUCAAUCAGCAACUGACGAACCACAUCCGGGACACAUUGCCGGGGCUGCGGAACAAGCUGCAGAGCCAGCUGCUGUCCAUCGAGAAGGAGGUGGAGGAAUACAAGAACUUCCGUCCUGAUGACCCCGCACGCAAGACCAAGGCCCUGCUGCAGAUGGUCCAGCAGUUCGCCGUAGACUUUGAGAAGCGCAUUGAGGGCUCAGGAGAUCAGAUCGACACCUAUGAACUGUCAGGGGGAGCCCGCAUUAACCGAAUCUUCCACGAGCGCUUCCCCUUUGAGCUGGUCAAGAUGGAGUUUGAUGAGAAGGAACUCCGAAAGGAGAUCAGCUACGCCAUCAAGAAUAUCCAUGGCAUUAGGACGGGCCUCUUCACACCUGACCUCGCUUUUGAAGCCACAGUGAAAAAGCAGGUGCAGAAGCUCAAAGAGCCCAGUAUCAAGUGUGUGGAUAUGGUAGUCAGUGAGCUCACAGCCACCAUCAGAAAGUGUAGCGAAAAGCUCCAGCAGUACCCACGGCUGCGGGAGGAGAUGGAGCGCAUCGUGACCACCCACAUCCGGGAGCGUGAGGGCCGCACCAAGGAGCAGGUCAUGCUUCUCAUUGAUAUUGAGCUGGCUUACAUGAACACCAACCAUGAGGACUUCAUAGGCUUUGCCAAUGCUCAGCAGAGGAGCAGCCAGAUGAACAAGAAGAAAACUUCAGGGAACCAGGAUGAGAUUCUGGUCAUCCGCAAGGGCUGGCUGACUAUCAACAAUAUUGGCAUCAUGAAAGGGGGCUCUAAGGAGUACUGGUUUGUGCUGACCGCUGAGAAUCUGUCCUGGUACAAGGAUGAUGAGGAGAAAGAGAAGAAAUACAUGCUGUCUGUGGACAACCUCAAGCUGCGGGACGUGGAGAAGGGCUUCAUGUCGAGCAAGCACAUCUUUGCCCUCUUUAACACGGAGCAGAGGAACGUCUACAAGGAUUAUCGGCAGCUGGAGCUGGCCUGUGAGACACAGGAGGAGGUGGACAGCUGGAAGGCCUCCUUCCUGCGGGCUGGCGUGUACCCUGAGCGUGUUGGGGACAAGGAGAAAGCCAGCGAGACUGAGGAGAAUGGCUCUGACAGCUUCAUGCACUCCAUGGACCCACAGCUAGAACGGCAAGUGGAGACCAUCCGGAAUCUUGUGGACUCAUACAUGGCCAUUGUCAACAAGACCGUGCGGGACCUCAUGCCCAAGACCAUUAUGCACCUCAUGAUUAACAAUACCAAGGAGUUCAUCUUCUCGGAACUGCUGGCCAACCUGUACUCAUGUGGGGACCAGAACACGCUGAUGGAGGAGUCGGCGGAGCAGGCACAGCGGCGCGAUGAGAUGCUGCGCAUGUACCACGCGCUGAAGGAGGCGCUCAGCAUCAUCGGCGACAUCAAUACGACCACCGUCAGCACGCCAAUGCCCCCGCCCGUGGACGACUCCUGGCUGCAGGUGCAGAGCGUACCGGCCGGACGCAGGUCGCCCACGUCCAGCCCCACGCCGCAGCGCCGAGCCCCCGCCGUGCCCCCAGCCCGGCCCGGGUCGCGGGGCCCUGCUCCUGGGCCUCCGCCUGCUGGGUCCGCCCUGGGGGGGGCGCCCCCCGUGCCCUCCAGGCCGGGGGCUUCCCCUGAUCCCUUCGGCCCUCCCCCUCAGGUGCCCUCGCGCCCCAACCGCGCCCCGCCCGGGGUCCCCAGAAUCACUAUCAGUGACCCCUGAGGAGCGUCAGCCAUGCAGGAAGGGCCCAACCUCACCUACGCGACCUGCAGCCCCCCGACCAGCUGAGGCUCCCCUCUUAGACUUAUAAGUCUAUGGCUACUGGCAUCCAGCUGCCUGCCCUCCCUGCUUCCCCCAGGGUCCCUUCAGAGGGUCUUGGGUUUUCUGACCGCCCAGAGGGGCCUCCAGUACUCCCUCCAGCCAUCCCUUUUAGCUUCGCCCUUCUGGUUCAAGCAGUGUUCUUUCUGUAUCAGGCCUGGUGGCUGUCGUGUGGGGCUCCCCAAAGCAAGAGGUGGCCCCAGGCCAGUGGGUUGGAAGACAGGGUGACCAGAAAAGAGGGAAGCUCGAGGGGGCCGAGCAUCAGCCUCAACUGCGGGUGCACUGCCUGGGUGCCGUGUGAGAGGCCAGUGUGUGUGGGCUGGGGAGGGCCACAGCAGCCCCCAGGUACUACCUGUGAAGCUCCGCCUCCUCCCUCCAUCUUCCUCUCCUUUCCCUUCCAGUCCCUCUUUUCCAGGAAUCUUGCACCCUCCCCUCCCCUGCCCUCCCACCACUGCUGCAACUCAGCCAGGCCAGCCAUGUGCUGCACUUGCCUUACCAGCUCUCUCCUCGCUUUUUUCUCUCCCGUUUUCUCUCUGCUUUCUCUCCAACUGCCAGCCGAUCGGGUCAGGCAAGUCCAUCCCGUCCUGAGAGUCCCAGGCCCCCCUUCGACCUCUAAACAGAUCCCUCCUCUUCUCGGAGACCUCCCUUUCCAAGCCUGCCUGGACAGCUGUUCUGUGACUUGACAGUGGCUCCCCCAGCCCCAAAGCCAGCUCCCUUCAUCUGUGACUUAGUCUGUUGUAGUGGUGAGCUGACACACAUCCAGGCGUGACCGUUGGUGAAAACUUGUGUCCCCUCUGUGGUAUGCCCCUGCCCUGUUCUAUAAAUAUCUAUAAAUACUCAUAUAUAUACACACCUACACAUGGCCGACCGCCUCACCUCUAGCGCUGGGAAUCAGUCACCGUGCUGUCCUUGUGGAGUCUUGUGGCCCAACUACAAGAGAACGCUGUUCCCCGACAUCCCCCUUCCAAAGUGUGCCACCUCCAGUGAGCCUCCCUGUCAUGCCCAGCCUGUGGACAGCCAGUCUCCGCCAUUCCUCCCACCCCCCACCAAGCAUGGGGGUGCUGUGCAGGCAGCCGUGUGGCCUGACAGUCUCUACCAGUCCUGCUGUCCCUCGGCUGAGAAUAAAACCCAUUUCUGGAUAAUGGGGAAUGUC
Molecule: messenger RNA, 3909 nt
Organism: Cebus imitator (Panamanian white-faced capuchin)
Lineage: Eukaryota; Metazoa; Chordata; Mammalia; Primates; Cebidae
Gene: DNM1
Product: dynamin 1
Exons: 23
Coding region: 105-2660 (851 amino acids)
Cellular component (GO): cytoplasm; microtubule; membrane
Molecular function (GO): GTP binding; GTPase activity; microtubule binding
Source: RefSeq, a predicted model, not a curated record